Messenger RNA from Colletotrichum karsti, 879 nucleotides. RefSeq lists its product as uncharacterized. The record is from RefSeq and is a predicted model, not a curated record. The coding region runs from base 1 to 879 and encodes 292 amino acids. The transcript is spliced from 3 exons. NCBI's taxonomy places the organism in Eukaryota, Fungi, Ascomycota, Sordariomycetes, Glomerellales, Glomerellaceae.
AUGAAGAACCAGGAUCUUGAGGCCGAUAUGGCCGCUUUAGAGGCGUGCAAGAGAAUCCACUCUUCUUUCAAGACUGCACAGGCAGCGAUGCAAGGUCGUGAGGUGAACGACCGGGAUCUCGAGGCCGAUAUGGCCGCUUUGGCGGUCGAGUUCGAAGGAGAGGAUGGCGUGGACGAGAAGGCGGAUGGCAGCGAGACGGAGAAGUCUGAUGAGAAGUCGGAAGAGGAGAAGAGAUCGCGGAGAGACUACGCUCAGGCCAAGUUGAUGGCUGCGAUCCGUCUCGAGGAGCUGCGGUUGGAUAUUGUCAAGGCGAUCAGUGAGGCCUUCGAUGAGAUGGACGCUCGGAUGGCGGAGGAGGCUUCUCAGGUUGCGGCGGGUGAGAAGACUGACGAGAAGACCGACGAGGACAGUGACGAGAAGUCCAACGAGAAGACCAACGAGGACAACGACAAGAACCUCACUCAGGAGUCCCACGAGAAGUCCACUGAGAAGCCAACUGCCACCGAGAACUCACAUGAGAACGGGAAAGAGCAGACUCAGUAUCAAGAGAAGAAGAACAAGAAGGACAGGAAGAAGAAGAAGAGAAAGAGAAAGAUGACCGCCGAGGACAAGCUGUGGCGUGCGCUGUUCGCCGACCUCAGAUAUUUUGCUGAGUGGGCGGCCACCAGGGUAGGACGCAUUAUAACAGCGAUGAGACCUCUCAUGGACGAAGAGGAAUACUUUGUGCUGCAGAACGGAGUUUUCGAGCCUUUCAGACACAUGCUCAUGCGGCGGGAGGGGCGUCAAGUCGAGGAUUGCGAUUGUGAGGGGUGCGCUGGCGAGCUUGAUGAUGAUCAGGAUGAGGAUGACGAGAACACGGUCGUUUGGUGGCGGCAGUGA